This is a messenger RNA of Solanum dulcamara, 1108 nucleotides long. RefSeq lists its product as uncharacterized. The record is from RefSeq and is a predicted model, not a curated record. Gene Ontology annotation, cellular component: nucleolus; 90S preribosome. The transcript is spliced from 2 exons. Gene Ontology annotation, biological process: maturation of SSU-rRNA from tricistronic rRNA transcript (SSU-rRNA, 5.8S rRNA, LSU-rRNA). The coding region runs from base 155 to 859 and encodes 234 amino acids. Lineage: Eukaryota; Viridiplantae; Streptophyta; Magnoliopsida; Solanales; Solanaceae.
AAUAAUUAGUAAGAGAUUUACAACAAACUAUAACAAUAAAUACAUAGUUUUUUUAUAUUCUUACUUAGGGUUUCUUCCAAGUGUGCUAUUGCGGUGCUUCUCACAAUUAAUACCAACAUUUUACAUCGCCUUCAUCAGAUCUGUAUCUCAAUCAAUGAGAAAAGACAAGCCAGUUGUUGCAAGUUCAAGUAAAAUCAGAUUUGAUGAGGAGGAGGAGAUAAAGGAGGAGCUUGCUGAUGUGACCUUUGAGGAAUUGCAGAGAGCGCGGUCUGAUGGGUCGGAUACAGUGUAUAGGAAACUUAAUUCGGAAGGAAAAAGUGGCCGAGCAAACAAGAACAGGCCAAUGGAGAUGAGUAGCAAGAAGCCAGUGAGCAGAUUUAGGGAAAUUAUCCAAGUUCCUAAAAACGCCAUUCGUGACCCUCGCUUUGAGUCUUUAAGUGGCGAGGUCGAUGUAGAACGGUUCAAAAAGAGAUACAAUUUCCUUUACGAGGAUAAUCUUCCAGCAGAAAAAGAGGAUCUGAAGAAACAGAUGAGGAAAUCAAAUGACCCAGAAGAGAUAAAUGAACUGAAAAGUCGUGUUUCUUGGAUUGACAAACAAUUGAAAUCGGUAGGAAUGAAGCACACUGAGAGAGAGAUUCUGGCAGAGCACAAGAAGAAAGAGAGGGAAGCUGCUAAGCAAGGAAAACAACCUUAUUAUCUCAAAAAAUCUGAAAUUCAGAAGCGCAAACAUAUUGAGAAAUACAAGGAACUCAAAGCAUCUGGCAAACUGGAAGCAUAUAUUGAGAAGAAAAGGCGCAAGAAUGCUGCAAAAGACCACAGAUUCUUGCCAUAUCGGCAUCCUGGUGAGCAAGAAAACUAGUGAAACAACAUGUUUGUUUGCUGUAGCAAAUUUGUUUGCUUGGUUUUCUCCUCACAAAUAUGUAGAGAGCUUGCUUUUUAGGCAUGACCAUGGGCCUUUUCUUUUGUUACUUCAAUUCUUAUCAUCAUUCAGCUGAUUCCUAUAGACUUAUUAGUGGCUAUACUUGCUGUAUCCUGAGCCUCGACAGAGAUGGUUAAAUUAUAAUAUUCACUUACAAGAAUACAAUCGAGCAGCCCAUCCUUCAAUUGA